Molecule: messenger RNA, 1056 nt
Organism: Drosophila kikkawai
Lineage: Eukaryota; Metazoa; Arthropoda; Insecta; Diptera; Drosophilidae
Product: hatching enzyme 1.2
Biological process (GO): proteolysis
Molecular function (GO): metalloendopeptidase activity; zinc ion binding
Source: RefSeq, a predicted model, not a curated record
AUGCGGCAUGGCGUGGCCAAAACAGUGAGCCAGCGGCGAUCGAUUGGAAAUAUAGUCCCCCGCAUAACGCAAAUCCCAGAUAUAAAAAUGUGUGCACACUUGAGCGGUGGAGCGUCAUCGGUGGUGCAGUGGAUGUUACUGAUUGCGGUGCUAUCCGCACCACCGGCCAGUGAAAGUGCCAAGCUCCCGGCCCGACAGUAUCCCGCUGGAGUGGAUUUCUUUGAGCACGAGUUUACCAGCCUGUCGGCAGAUGAGUACGAUCCCUAUGGCCCGGAUAUAGGGGACGACGAUCUGGGAAUCGAUGAUCCGGAGACCAUGCCGCGCCUCUUCCAAGGAGACAUCGCCGUUGAUCCUUACACCUACAUCACGCUUCGCUUGGGAGUUAAUCCCAUGCGACACCCCAAGCGCCUUUGGCCCAAUGGCACCAUUCCGUUCGAGAUCAGCCCGCGGUAUGUGAAUCAGGAAAGGCAGGCCAUAGUGCAGGCCGUGAAGACAUUCAACUCGCUGACCUGCGUGCAAUUUGUGCCAUACGAUGGGGAAGUGGAGGAUUACCUGCUGAUUGAGCCGCCCGAAGAAGGACCCCAGGGCUGUUGGUCCUACGUGGGUCGCAGGGGUGGGGAGCAAGUUGUGUCCCUGCAGAGGCCCGACGAGAACAGUGCCCAUUGCUUCAGCAGCGAGGGAAGGAUAAUGCACGAACUGAUGCAUGCCAUUGGCAUAUAUCACGAACAAUCUCGGGCCGAUCGGGACAAUUUUGUGAAGAUACACUGGGACAAUAUCGUGCCGCGAUUCCGAAAGAACUUCAAGCUGGUCUCGAAAAAGAAGGGGAAAUACGCCUUCGACUACGAUUACAACUCCGUUAUGCACUACGGGGAGUUUUACUUCAGCAAGCGAAAGGGGGAGAAGCCCACGAUGACCCCCUUGCAGCCUGGCGUCCGGAUCGGCCAGCGAAAGACCAUCAGCAAGAUCGAUUGUCUGAAAAUCAACGAGCUGUAUGGAUGUCUAAAGGGUCGCAGGGCCAAGAUGUACCGCAGUUUUUGUCACCUUUUGGGGCUUUAA